AUGAAACUCCACCCCGUAGGCCUCUUCCUGCUCUCUUGCACCUGUCUGCUACUAUGUGCUGCCGCGCCGGUGACGGUGAUGGUGAGAGCAGGCAUCCGGCGUGAAGCUGAAGCGCUAGUGAAUUGGAAGGCUAGCUUGGUCAGUGCGGAUGACUCCCUUGGAUCAUGGUCGUUGGCCAACUCCACCAGCCUUUGCAAGUGGACGCACAUCACUUGCAACUCGGCUGGGCACAUGACAGGGCUCCAUUUUAUGGAGGCAAGUUUGAACGGCACACUUGACAGGUUCGACUUCUCGGCUUUUCCCCACCUGAAGAAUCUCACCUUGAGCAGCAAUGGUCUAUAUGGUACAAUUCCAGCAGGGAUUGGCAACCUGACGAGCUUGGCCCGGUUGUAUAUCUUCAAUAAUCCGUCUUUGAGGGGUGCCAUUCCGCGCAGCAUUGGACAGCUGAAGCACCUUUCCGCACUGUAUCUAUUAUACCUGGGGCUCGAUAGCAAUCUACCUCAAGAGAUUGGUAACUUGACGACCUUGGAGGAGCUCCAUCUUUACUCGGUUACUUUGACCGGGUCAAUUCCACCAACAAUUGGGGUGCUCGUGAAGCUCCGCGUGCUCAGCAUGCAAGGGAACAAUCUGACAGGGAGCAUCCCACUUGAGAUUGGAAACAUGACACAACUAAACAUCAUGAGCUUAUGGUCUAACUAUUUACAAGGGCAGCUACCAGGUACCAUCUCUAAUUUGGUGUCACUCCAGGAAUUGUCUCUGUCAGAAAACCAGCUCGGAGGCCACAUCGUCCCUGAGCUUGGGAAUAGCAGCCUCCUGGAGACAGUUGAUAUUGAAAUGAACAACUUCUCCGGGCUGUUCCCGUCAUCCAUUUGUGUAGGAGGACGACUGAGUAUUGUCAGUGCUAGGUCCAAUGGAUUCACGGGCAUUCACCACCAGACCUUCCGAAACUGCACAUCCCUGAUGUUUGUUGACUUCACGGCAACCAACAUUGUUGCAGAUAUAAAGGACUGUGUUGGCGAGCAUCCAUGGGAGCUUCGCAUGAUGACUUUGGGUCAAAAUCACUUGUAUGGCACGCUUCUCACAGAUGGGGGCAAGGUAUUCAUUUGUAACUCUACUUAUUUAAGCUUCCUAGACCUAUCAAACAAUUUAUUAGAUGGAGGUCUCCCCAAGUGUUUGUGGGACAUGCCAAGUUUGGGAUACAUGGAUCUUUCUAGCAAUUCUUUCAGUGGUGUAGUUCCCUUUUGGAAGACUUGCAACAAUAAUCUUGUAUGUUUACGCCUAGCCAAUAACCAUUUCGAAGGAACCUUUCCUUUGGGUCUUAGGAAAUGCAAAAACCUUAUCACUCUAGAUCUUGGAGGCAAUAAUUUCUCUGGUAUUGUGGGUAUCGACUUAUCUGGCAACUCUCUUUCACAAGAGAUUCCAAAUGGGCUCACAACCCUUCUUGGACUGAGGUAUCUGAACUUAUCAGGAAAUCAUUUGUUAGGCUGCAUUCCCGAAGACAUUGGCAAUCUAGUACUGCUGGAAUCCUUGGACCUUUCUCUGAACCGACUCUCGGGAGAAAUUCCUCCAAGCUUUGCAGGUUUGAAGAGCAUAACCGCUCUGAACCUCUCGAGUAAUAAUUUAUCGGGGUUGAUACCUAUGAGCGACCAGCUGCGAACGCUCCCAGAUCCAUCCAUAUACAGCAACAAUCCAGGGUUAUAUGGUUUCCCCUUGGAGGGCUGUGUAGACUCGUCGACAUCGACGCAAAGCGGAAUGAGCCAGGCUGAAGACAGCAGGGAGGCAUUGUGGCUGUAUUGCUUUGUGGCUGCUGGGUUCAUCUUUGGGUUCUGGCUGUACUGCGGCAUGUUCUGGUUUUACAGCGAGACCUGGAGGUGUGCAUUCUAUCAGUAUGUCGACAACAUGCAAGGGAAGGUAACCAAGAAGAUGUAUAGCUGCAUGUCAUACUUCCAGGCCAAGGAACACUCCUCUGGCCCCUCCGCCGCUGCGCUCCGCGCCAAGUCCGACUCCCUCCGCGCCGCCACGCACGACGGCGAGAUCGUCGGCGUCCUCAACUCCGUGAUCCAGUCCCACCACCGCGACCUGAAGCAGGGGAACGGCGCGCCAGCCGCCAGCACGAUGCAGAGGAGGCAGCAGGCGGCGAGGAGGACCGGUCUCGACGGACUGGUGGCGGAGAUCGCCGGAUUUGAACGAAGACGGCGGCUGGCCUGGCGGACUAGCGCGGUGGAGCUGCUCGGCCUCGAGGCGCUGCUAGAUGUGGCCGACGCGUUGCGGGGAAAACAGAGGCCAGCGGGAGAGGUUCAAGGCGGUAGCGUCGUGGAGGAAGACCGGCGGGGACUUGAAGCGGGGCUCCGGCAGCUCGGCGUGGUUCAGCAAGUCGGGGACGGCCGGCUUCAGCUGCGGGACACCGGUUCCCGGCGACCACGAGGCGAACUAGAGCUCGGGGAGGCAUCCAUGGCGUUCGAGUGA
This is a messenger RNA of Triticum aestivum (bread wheat), 2466 nucleotides long. Its product is annotated as probable leucine-rich repeat receptor-like protein kinase At1g35710. The transcript is spliced from 4 exons. NCBI's taxonomy places the organism in Eukaryota, Viridiplantae, Streptophyta, Magnoliopsida, Poales, Poaceae. The record is from RefSeq and is a predicted model, not a curated record. Gene Ontology annotation, molecular function: protein binding. The coding region runs from base 1 to 2466 and encodes 821 amino acids.